AUGAUAACAAUGAUAAAAUUUGUUUCUUAUUUAUUUCUAGAUAAACUAUUUUCUGUUUCACUUCUCAAUUUUUUUUCACCGUUUAAAUCAUCAUCAAUGGCCGUACGAAGGCUACAACAAGAUUUUCGACACUUACUAAACAAUAAAGUUGAAGGUAUCGAUGCUAGUCCAUCAUCAGACAAUUUUUUUGUAUGGAAUGCUAUUAUUUGUGGACCUGAACAAAGUAUCUAUGAAUCUGGUGCAUUUCAACUUCAAUUCAUUUUUCCAGAUGAUUAUCCACUUCGACCACCACAAGUUCGUUUCAUAACAAAAGUUUUUCAUCCAAAUGUUUGGUGGGAAGACGGACUUAUUUGUGUUGAUAUAUUAAAAGAUGGUUGGACACCAUCUUAUGAUGUUUUGUCUAUACUUCAUUCAAUUCGUUUACUUCUUAGUGAUCCAAAUCCACUUAGUCCGGCCAAUUUAGAAGCUGCAUUACUUUAUCGAGAUUGUCGAACUGAAUUCAAUCGACGUGUGUUACAAAUGAUUCAAGAUUCACUCGAUACAGAUGAUGAAGAUGAAAAUGAUGAUGACGAUGACGAUGAUGAUGAUAACAGUGAUGAGGAUGAUAAUGGCAAUGAUAAUGAUAAUGAGGAUACUCCUCAAAUUGAAGAUGGUGAUACACUUCGUCAAAAAACGACAAUUCUACGUCACAGUAUUACUGAAUGA
Rotaria sordida is the source of this 705-nucleotide messenger RNA. The record is from the annotation of a GenBank genome assembly. NCBI's taxonomy places the organism in Eukaryota, Metazoa, Rotifera, Eurotatoria, Philodinida, Philodinidae.